GAAGUGUGUUUAGAAAGUAGAUGCAGAAGUAUAUGAAAGCAGCACAAUUAUAUUGUUAUGGUGUGUUGAUAGUUACAGACGUGAAAAAAGGUUGUUAUUGAUUGCAUUCUAUUCCAAGUUGACGCGCUCGUCUGGCUCAAGAGUUGAGUCACAGUUACAACUUUUUCACUCGGAGAGAAGCAAUUCCAAGAAGAGCACACAAAGCGACGACAAACAACAUUAUUCUCCUCGUUUCAGGCAUUUGUUUAUUUCGAUUGACCAAACAACUGUUUUACUUACUGUGAAAGCAUACGGAAGAGGAGGAGAAAGGGGUGAAAAUGGCAAGCACCAAGCUGGCUGGUUACGAAGAAACGGUCAUUUGUCCGUAUAACAAAUGCCAUGUGAUUUUGAAGCAUCGUUUUCAAACUCACUUGAUCAAAUGUGCACGAAGCUACCCAGAAAUUGUUUUGGAAACGUGCCCAUUCGAUGUUACUCACCGUUAUCGCAAGGAGGACUUGCAAGCACACGUGGAAGAGUGUCCAUCGCGUGAGAAUUUCGAUCGAUAUGUGUACAGCGUGAGCAACGGUAAUGGACCAAAGGUACCACCUGUUGAACCGACACCACGACCAAAACCACCGCCACCGAAAAACGAUGACGAUGAAGAUUGGGAUCAUUACAAUACGCCAACGUACGAUCCACAAAAAUACGCAAUGAAUGCGAAGGUUCUGCGCACACCAGGCUUGAUGACACCAUCCGAACGCCGCAAGUUUGCCGAUGCCGAGCGCAAGCGGUUAAGCCAAAUCGAUCGUCGUCAGCAAUGAACACGUACAAAAAGUUGAUUUGAUAACGCAAAACCAUUUUAAUUGUCACAUUCUAUGCAAACAGAAGAAAUGACCCAAAUGGUAAAAUUAUCAGAAAAUUUGACAAAACAAUUUACACAAAAUAUCGAUUUCAAUACGAUAAAAUAAAAAAAACUUUAAUUUUGUUAACAAAUCAAAUCUCCUUUAGACGGGGAAGUUUAUAUUUUCUUAAAUAAAAUUUGAAGAAUAAAUUAAAAAAAAAA
Messenger RNA from Sitodiplosis mosellana (orange wheat blossom midge), 1042 nucleotides. RefSeq names its product gametocyte-specific factor 1 homolog. The record is from RefSeq and is a predicted model, not a curated record. NCBI's taxonomy places the organism in Eukaryota, Metazoa, Arthropoda, Insecta, Diptera, Cecidomyiidae. The coding region runs from base 318 to 800 and encodes 160 amino acids. The transcript is spliced from 5 exons.